This is a messenger RNA of Plodia interpunctella (Indianmeal moth), 1522 nucleotides long. RefSeq lists its product as uncharacterized. The record is from RefSeq and is a predicted model, not a curated record. The transcript has 4 exons. Gene Ontology annotation, cellular component: membrane. NCBI's taxonomy places the organism in Eukaryota, Metazoa, Arthropoda, Insecta, Lepidoptera, Pyralidae. Gene Ontology annotation, biological process: sensory perception of taste. Bases 1 to 1179 code for a protein of 392 amino acids.
AUGACGCUGAUCAAAAAGUCAUCUAAAGUAACCCCAAUUAAUGUUAAACCAGGAAAAAAUAACAGUAUUUUCAACAAAAGCAAGGAUGUCGCUAGCAAUAUAAAAUUUAUCGUUUAUGUUCAAGCGCUGCUUGGAAUUAAUCGUGUUUAUUUGAUGAAAUGUGGAAGACUUGUGACUUGGUUCUCCCGAACGUAUAGUUUGUUACUCAUGAUUCUGACCAUUUUAUUUAUGAUUAACUUCAGGAACGAAAGCGCUUCUUUUGUCGUCAUUCAAGAUACCUCUUGCACUGUGUAUGCUUUCCUGAUCUUCAACUCCAUCCUCUUUAAGAAGAAAACUUUCGAUGUUUUUUUUGCUAACAUGAACACGUUUGAUGAAAUUUUGAAUAUUAAUAAAGAUUUCAAUGUAACGUCUCCGAGUUACAGAAGCUUAAUUUGGAUGUCUAUUAGUGUUGUAUACAGCGUGAUAGAAUUCGGAUUAUUUUAUGCGUACGGUCAAGCUAGUUAUGUUAUGAUCAUAAUGAACUUAACUUUGAUGGCGUACGAUAGCGAACAAAUGUUGUUUUGUACUUUAAUAAGAAUGAUUUUGAUCAGAGUACGCGUGAUAAAAGCGCAUGUGACGAAGAAAUUUGGGAAAGUAACUAAAGAGCUGGACAGAGUGGACGAGUUAUCAAGGAAUGUCCAACUCGAUACUAUAUCACUGCAUACAACAUAUGAGUUGUUACACAAGUGCGCUGAACAGCUCAAUUCUGUAAUGAGUUUGCCGAUGAUAGUUUCAUUGUUUUGCUCGGGGUUGUCAAGCACACUGCUUAUGAAAAAUGUAUUUAAAGCAUUGCAAAUGGAUGACUCUGAUUCUACAUUGAAACAGCUGAUGAUCAUAUACAGCUCAGUAAGAUGCUUGAAGUACACCAUAUCGGUGGUUUUUCCCUGCUACUACUCCAGUGUGACCACAACACAAGUGUCACACAUACGGACUAUGUUGCACGAUGCUGCCAACAGAGGGGAACUUGAUAAAAUUGAAAGGCGACAAGUGAAGGCAUUUUUCCAAUUGACCCGCGAGAAUGAGUUCGCUUACGCACUCUGGGGCGUGAUCAGGCUAAACAUGUCUCUCCCGCUGAGCUACUCCAGCCUCUGUACUACCUACCUCGUCAUCAUCAUACAGUUCUCCAAGUUUAUCGACUAAGAAUUGUUCUGUAUUAACUAUGCGUACACUGUCUGAAGUGUGAUCAGAUUAAACAUGUCUCUGCCGCUCAGGUACCCCAGCACCUUCUGAGGUAGAUGGUGCUGGGGUACCAUAAUACAGUUACAGUUACAUUAUCAUAAUACAGUUCUCCAAAUUUAUCGACUAAGAUCUGUUUUGUAUUGAAUACGCGUAUGCUAUCUGGGGUGUGAUCAGACUAAUCAAAUAAUAUAUCUGCCACUGAGGUACUCCAGCUUCUGCAGCACCUACUUUGUUAUCAUUGUAUAUAUUAAGUUUGCGUACGUUAUCUGAGAUGUGAUUAUACUCAUCACCUCGUAUCAUCAUC